GUCGAUAGUACAGUGCGAGUGCGCCUCGCCAUGCGAACACGUGAAACACAUGGCGCGUCGCUUGGCGCUGCUGGCGUUCCUGGCGUGCGCGGUCACAAGCCGCCCGCCUUCCAACUUCCAUCAAUUAACCAGUUCAAACUCUGACACCUUAGACACUAUCGCUCUGUGGGCGGAUCUCGAUGAUCUGGACUCAGAUGAGAUCCCUCCGCGAUUUGAUAGAGCUAAACACAAUGCCAAAGUGAUCAUAAGGAAUAACAUACCAGAACUAAACAUUACCAGGAAAACUUCUAAGAGUGACAGUAAAAAUAAAGUUAUAAAAACGACGAUUAAUAUCGAAAGUCAUACAAACUUUAUAGUGACUAAACGACCGGUAGUUGUGACUAGCUCAGUGACUUUAUUGCCCGAAGAAUCUAAUAUCAAUGACGAGGUGUUUUGGGUAGAUGGAGUUGCUCAUACUCCGAGACCAAUCACAAGGAAAACAGCCAAGCCGAAAUCAUCAACAACACGGCGGCCGUCUACAACGAGACGAUCUCAGACUUCGACGAAAAAACAAAAAGCAACCACACGUCGUUCAACAACGAGAACAACUCGGUCAUCUCUAACAACUCGUGCAACCAAAGCAACGAAAUCACCAAAGACUAAAGUGACUUGUGCAACCAAAAAGCCUGGAAGGGUACCAUCACUCCAUCAAGAUAACAAAGUCAAAGAGAAACCAGUUAGUUCAGGUUGGUUUGUAGGUAUCUUCUCCAGCUUAUACAAUUGGUUCGUAGAAUCAAAAACGUCUUGGUUCAGCAGCAACUGGUUCAUAGACGACUCAAAGAUUACCACAACAACAACACCUUCUCCCCCUUCAACUUCUACUGGAAAUUGGUUUGAAACGUUUUUAGAUUCAGAAGAUGUGGAAACAACUCCAGCAACAGAAACCAUAAAAAAAUCAGCUUCAAAAUCACUUAAGAAAAAUUACAAAGGAUAUCAGCUGAUACGUGCUUAUCCAGAUGUUCUAUGGAAAGUUCAUUCUUUGUUAGACCUUAAGGAGGAAGCUGAAGGUUCGGGCUUGAUGUGGUGGACAUCUCCCUCAUUAAAUGGGUCCACAGAUCUUUUAGUUCCACCAGAUCUGCUAGUUGAUAUUAAAGAUAGUCUGAAAUCUUCAAAAAUAGAGUUCGAUGUUGUAAUUUGGGAUUUGCAGAAAGCUAUUUCAUAUGAGAACCCAAAACUGUCAAAAAAGCAGCGAAUAGAACUUGAACAAUUGAGAGGUCAUCCAAUGACUUGGAGGCGGUAUCAUCGUUAUUCUGAUAUAAUGCGUUACUUAGAUUAUUUACAACAUUCAUAUUCUGAUAUAGUAGAACUGAUACCCUUAGGGCUGUCUUCAGAGGGCCUACCUCUAGUAGCUGUUAAGGUGUCACUUCCCCGCAAUGAAACUAUAAAAAACAAUAAGGUGAAAAGAAAAUAUAAAUUAAAAUCUCAACUGAAGCCUGCCGUGUGGUUGGAGGGCGGUGCCCACGCCCGUGAGUGGAUAGCCCCAGCUGUCGCUCUAUGGAUGUUACACAACCUAGUGGAAGGAGAAAAAGGCUUCGGAACCGAUCGGCGUAUGCUUAAAAUGGCAGAUUUUUACAUUAUGCCAGUGUUGAAUCCUGACGGGUACGAGCACUCGCACACGCACGACAGGCUUUGGAGGAAAACACGCUCACGAAGCUCAGAGCAUUCAGACGAUUACUAUGUUGGCUGGUUUCCGUGGAAUUGGGGACGGACGGAGUGCAUCGGUGUUGACGCCGACCGCAAUUGGGAUUACCACUGGGGUGAAAAAGACUCUUCGCAAGAUCCGUGCGCCGAAAACUACUCUGGUCCACAUCCCUUCAGUGAGCCAGAAACACGGGCUGUUUCCCAGUUCUUAGCUGAAAAUAGAGGCCAUAUCCAGGUAUACAUAUCACUGCAUGCAUACUCGCAAGCUUGGCUUUUGCCAAGCAGUCAUUCGCAUGCAACUUUUGCCGAUGAUGGAGUUUUAAUGGAAAUGGGCAAACUGGCGACGGCUGCUCUAGCAGACAUGUACGGAACCAAGUAUCAGGUGGGGACAGCUGCGGAAAUACGUCAACCAGCAACUGGGAUGUCCCACGAUUGGGCAAAAGUUCGAGCUGGUAUCAAGUAUGCCUACCACGUCGACCUCCGAGAUUCCUACGGUCCCUACGGUUUUUUGUUACCAGGGUCGCAGAUAGUGCCAACAGCGCGUGAAACUUAUCAGGCUCUCAAAGCGAUUGUUGAAAAUUUAUAAUUAACAAAAGUUAUUGUAAUUGUAAUAAAAGUAAUAAAUUAAGAUCGAUGCUUAAGUAUAGGUUUUAGUUUUUUCCGUAUAUUUUUUUGUUCCUAAUAAUUUAUUUAAAAAAUAUUACUUAUGCUCUAAAAUAUUUUGUUUCGAUUUCAUUUAACUGUUCUUAUUAAAUGUUUAUCGUGACCUAGUUGUGAAUACGUGUUUUAAACGCCUUCCAUCUUUAUAUUUAGCUAAAUAUAACCUUUAAUCAUCUUUAAACUAUAGGUAGAUAUGAAAAUUUUCCUUGCAUUUAGUUAUUGCAUUUGCAUAAAUAUUAAAAAAAAUAUUAUUUAAUGUUAGCGAAAAAACAAAUAUUAGGAUUAAACUAGUUUAUCUAGGGACAAAUUAACUCUAAGACUAAAUAUUUUUAAGGCCAAAUGUGUAUAUUUAUAUUAAAACAAUGUACACGGAACA
This is a messenger RNA of Danaus plexippus (monarch butterfly), 2716 nucleotides long. RefSeq names its product carboxypeptidase A2-like. Gene Ontology annotation, biological process: proteolysis. The transcript is spliced from 9 exons. The coding region runs from base 50 to 2266 and encodes 738 amino acids. NCBI's taxonomy places the organism in Eukaryota, Metazoa, Arthropoda, Insecta, Lepidoptera, Nymphalidae. The record is from RefSeq and is a predicted model, not a curated record. Gene Ontology annotation, molecular function: zinc ion binding; metallocarboxypeptidase activity.